GCGUCGCAGCCUUUAGUCAAGUGUGGGCCUUCCCCGAGAAAAAUAUUCACAUGUCGUGGUGAUAGUUCGCGCGCUCACAGGCGUGCGGCAUCGUAGCGGCCACUUCAUUCAUCCUUAUCGCCCACCGAAGAUACGAUUGCGCCAUUCGUCAAGCACUUGACAGCGCAGACAACGGUCAACUCCUGCGUCGUUCACAACGUUCUGCCACCGACAGCGUUUCAGCUUCGUCUCUCGGCCGGUCGCAACGUGUGCCUUUCAUAACUGGCCGAGCCUGGACGACUGCGCCUCUAAGCCGUGUUGUUCGCGUGAGUGUUCCGAGCCCCAUGUCAAGAUUUAUUUGCGCGGUGCCGCUCAGCCCCGUCGACUACAAGUUGUCUUGCGCUUACGGGCUGGGUCCCUUGGACGAACCACCUCCGCAAUCCCCCGAUGCCGUGGAGUGUCACAGCAGACACAUCGGCAAGCGCCGCCUUCAUACCCACCAGCUGCCUCCCGGCGGUCGCCAGGCGUGAAAGUCCUGUCUUGCGUCGCCUCACGGAAGCAUCGAACAACGGAACGCUGCGUGCUAUCUGAACCGGUAAAAUCAUGACCAACGAAAACACCGAAAGUGCACAUGACCCUUACAGCGUUCACCUCGUCAACAUCGGUGAUGGUGUCCCCAAUUUGAAGGGCAGCAACGUCAAUAGCAACAGCGGGUGUCCCAAUGGCGUACAUCUUAACGGCUUUUCUAAUGAAGCUUUCGAAGCAUCAGAGUCAACUGAGGAGGUUUCCAAGUCCGUCGAUUCUUGCCACACGGGGGACUGUGUAUCUUCCAUCGUUACCAACAGGGGCCACCCAGCCAUCCAGCGCUCGCUCACUUUGGUGGAGGCUUCGGUGCUUCGACAACCACGCGUCACUAACCGGCUACGCACAGUGUCCGCGGGCGUGCACCCCGAAUUUGAUGCGGCACGUACCCGCAAUUCGCGGCUGCUGCGAUUCUGCCCCCGCGGCUCCCUGUAUGACGUCAUCCAGGAUCUUCCCGCUAAGCCCAUCGUCAGCGACGCCGAAGAGGGCAAUGACAUUGCGAUCAUCGGGCAAGAGCCAUUUCUCCCGAGUAAGCCAAUACCCGAAGAGCCCAAGGACGACGAGGUGGUGGAGACUCCGCUGGAGAUUCUCGUGCAAGUUUUCAUUCCUUUCAUGCUAGCCGGGCUGGGAAUGGUGGCAGCCGGCGUGCUGCUCAAUAAAGCAAAGUACUUGGACGUAUUCAAGGAAAUCCCCGAGCUGAUGGUUAUGGUGCCUCCGCUGCUGGGUCUCAAAGGAAAUCUCGAAAUGACUCUAGCUUGCCGUAUGUCCACACUGGCGAACCUUGGCAAUGCGGCUAGCCGUUCAGCGUUGCUCAGCAUCACCGCGGGAAACCUCGCACUUAUCCAGUGUCAGGCAAUCGUUGCCGGCCUCGUCGCUGCCAUGCUCGCCGUCGUCAAGUCACUCGCCUCAGAAGGCUGUUUAGACUGGAACCACGUCCUCACGCUCGUCACUAGCGCGGCGCUUACGGCGGAGCUCGCUAGCAUUGUGCUCGCAAGCGUGAUGGUUCUUGUUAUAGUGCUGUGCCAGCGACUACGCAUGAACCCGGACAACGUGGCCACGCCUGUCGCCGCCUCCCUGGGCGACGUCAUUACCCUGGCGCUGCUUGCCGGCUUCGCCACGUUGCUGCAUGUCCCACUGCGAAACCAGCAAUGGGCGUCAGGCUUACUUCUGGGCGCCGUAGUGCUUCUAGCCCCGGUGUGGGCGUUCUUGGCUUACCGCAACCCUUACACACGUGAGGUUUUAAGUCAGGGAUGGCUGCCCGUCCUCUUUGCUGUCGUCGUCUCCAGCGGUGGCGGUUACAUCCUGGAAAUCGCUAGCACCAAGUACGAAGGCCUCGCUGCCUAUCAGCCAGUCAUAAACGGCGUCGGAGGAAACCUAGUGGCCGUGCAGGCGAGCCGAAUAUCCACGUACUUGCAUCUCAGUAGCGAGCGGCCAAGCUUGCCACCGGACGAGAGCCGCUGCGUAGGACCCAUAUCUGUUUUCUUCGGUAGCUGCCUCCACGCCAGAACGGCUCGCCUUCUUCUGCUUCUACUGAUUCCGGGUCAGCUCAUAUUUGUAGCAGUCAUCGAUAGCGUGGAAGGGAAAGGCGACGCGUUCCGUGGUCCCUUUGUGGCGCUAUACGUGGUAGCAGCCUUCAUUCAGGUGUGCAUCCUGCUUUACGUGGCCCGUGUUCUAGUAUACACUCUAUGGUGCCGCGGAGUGGAUCCGGACAACGCUGCCAUACCGUUUUUGACUGCUCUUGGAGACCUCUUCGGCGGUGGCCUCUUGGCCCUUGUGUUCUGGAUUUUGAGUGUUAUAAGUCCCCCCAUACCGCACUAAGGCCCCGAAUUACACUCAUGGGGUGUUAAAUGGCGUCCGAUAGUGUGUCAAUGCGAAUCCAGUACAUGCAGUGAAACUGAGGUUUCAUCUUCCAUCGAGUGGUUAGGUUUCUCUACAAGCCCAUCUUCUCUGCACGACCAGUAACACAUUUGUGAUAUAUAAUACAUUUCCCCGCAUCCCGUAUGCUUCUCUACUGACUGUGUGUGUGUUGGCGAACGUGUCGUUGUUCAGACUAUUGCGGAUUGCGAAAGAGACCAUUCUAACCGAAGCAAGAAAGACUGAGGAUACCGUGGCUAGUCCUGGAGUUACAUACUGUGAAGUAAACUGUUUCGUAGGGUUCUCUUUGCGCUAAGUGUUUAAAUGUGCCACUUCUAUAAAAGACGUUCGUCUGCAAAUUAUUGCGGACAAAUUUUAACGCUAUUGA
Molecule: messenger RNA, 2803 nt
Organism: Dermacentor andersoni
Lineage: Eukaryota; Metazoa; Arthropoda; Arachnida; Ixodida; Ixodidae
Source: RefSeq, a predicted model, not a curated record